Messenger RNA from Fraxinus pennsylvanica, 1557 nucleotides. Lineage: Eukaryota; Viridiplantae; Streptophyta; Magnoliopsida; Lamiales; Oleaceae. The record is from the annotation of a GenBank genome assembly.
AUGGCAGAUGACGUGGUGCAAGAAGGAGAAGAAAAGCCAGAAAUUCAGGCCAAGAUAGCGGACGCUGUGCGUUCACGCCUCCAACACUUCAAAGACCAAUCAGACUCAUUGACGUUGGGAAGUGUGAGGAGAUUAUUAGAGAAGGACUUGGGACUGGAAAAGAACUCUCUGGAUGUGCACAAGAGAUUCAUUAGCCAGUACUUGGAAAAGCAAAUGGAAGAUGCUGAUGAUGACAACUCCAAAAGGACGGUGGAGAAUGUGGAGAAGGAUGCCCAUUUAAAUGAGAACGAAGUGAGAGAAUCUCCUAAAGUGCAAAAAACAAAGAAAGAUCCUAAGGCUAGCAAUGGAGAUGAGGAAACACUCAAAGACUCUCCUGUAAUGGGCCUUUUAGACAGCAAAUCUGAAGUGGACAAUCAAGGCUCUGUAAUUAGUGAAAGUAGGAUUAAGAAGGCCAUUUGGGAUAGAGCUGAUCAUUUCACGGCUAAUUCUGAGAAGAUAACUUUGGCUGGAGUUCGCAGACUUUUGGAGGAAGAUCUUGGACUUGAUAAAAAUACUCUCGAUCCUUUUAAGAAGUUAAUAAGUGAGCAAAUAGAUAAGGUAUUAAACUCAAACAGUGUUUCUAAAAUUGCUAAUCAUGUUAAGAGGAAAAGCUCUGAGAACUCUCAAAAUAAAACAUCAAAAAAGAUCAUCAGUGAGACAGGUUCUGAUUCUUCAGAUGAGGAAAGGGACAAAGGAAAAGACAAAGUAAAAUCAAGGAAGCAGGCUGCUCCAAGGGCAAAAGAUAAGAAAUUGGAUGAGCUGAAGAAACGUAAAAGGUCUAACAAAGAUAGCGAUCCCGAUGUCCCUGGCAAGAAUCGAAGCAUGCAUGCAAAGAGGCCAAAAGAAGAAGAUAAUGACGGAAGUGUAUCUGUAGAUGGUCAAUCUCAAUCAUCUGUUGGAAAACCUGCGAAGAGGAAAGAACAGUUGACUCCUGGAUAUGGAAAACAAGUCGACCAUCUGAGAUCUGUAAUUAAAUCAUGCGGAAUGAGCGUUGCUCCUACAGUUUACAAGAAAGCCAAGCAAGUACCUGACAGCAAACGAGAAGCCUUUUUAGUGAAGGAGUUGGAAGGGAUUCUCAAAAGAGAAGGGCUAUCUAGCAAUCCGACUGAGAAAGAAAUUAAAGACUGUAGAAAGAGAAAAGAAAGAGCAAAAGAACUUGAAGGCAUUGACAUGAGCAACAUCAUUUCAAGUUCACGCAGAAGGUCAACAAGCAGUUUUAUGGCUCCUAAAUCUAAAGUAGAGACUAAAGGUGAGAAGGAUGAUGUCAAAGCUAGUAAACACAAGGAUAAUAAGGAAAAAUAUGGCAAUGAUAGUGAUGAACAGGAAGAAACAAAAGUUGGUAAGGAUGAUGUCAAAACUAGUGAACACAAGGAUAACAAGGACAAAGAUGGUGAUGACGGCAAUGAAGAGGAAGAUAAGUUGGAAGAAGAUGAAGAAGGAAAUGAAGAAGAAGAAGAGGAAGACGACGAUGACAAUAGUAGUGAUGAAUUCAAUGAAGACGAUGGCGAAAGCGACUAA